This is a messenger RNA of Penicillium nucicola, 2520 nucleotides long. RefSeq names its product tRNA ligase. The transcript has a single exon. Gene Ontology annotation, molecular function: RNA ligase (ATP) activity; GTP-dependent polyribonucleotide 5'-hydroxyl-kinase activity; phosphoric diester hydrolase activity. The coding region runs from base 1 to 2520 and encodes 839 amino acids. Gene Ontology annotation, biological process: tRNA splicing, via endonucleolytic cleavage and ligation. Gene Ontology annotation, cellular component: nuclear inner membrane. The record is from RefSeq and is a predicted model, not a curated record. NCBI's taxonomy places the organism in Eukaryota, Fungi, Ascomycota, Eurotiomycetes, Eurotiales, Aspergillaceae.
AUGAUGGCGACUCAGGAUCCCUCCCGGAUUGCACAGCUGGUGCACAGCUUGGAAGAUGCGCGCAAACAGUCUAAGGGCGACAAGAAGCAAAGGUACACUUGUAAGAAGUCAACAUUCACCGUCGCUGGCACCAACAAUGUGACUGUGGAUUCAUGGAAAUUCCAAGAUUGGGACUACAAACGCCCUGAUCUUCCAACUUACGCCCGUGGUCUCUUUACCACCCGUCGGAGGGACGGCAUUCCCGAGAUUGCGACCCGCGGAUACGACAAGUUCUUCAAUAUUGGCGAAACAACGAAUACCCAAUGGCACAAUAUCGAGAAACAUACCAAGGGCCCUUAUGAGCUCAGUGUAAAGGAAAAUGGAUGCAUUAUCUUCAUCUCUGCACUCGAAGACGACAAACUCCUGGUCUGCAGCAAACACUCCACUGGAGUUCGAGAAGAUACCGCUGAGAGCCACGCACAGGUCGGAGAGCGCUGGACGGAGCACCAUGUCUCGUCAGUUGGUCGAAACAUCAAGGAUCUCGCACGUACUUUGCGCAAGAAUAACAUGACAGCUGUUGGAGAGCUCUGUGACGACAGCUUUGAGGAGCACGUUCUGGCCUAUGAUGAGGCUGCCUCCGGCAUUUACCUCCACGGUCUCAACUACAACCAGCCCGGAUUCCAGACAGUGUCUUGCGACAAGGUGCAUGAGUUUGCUGAUGCAUGGGGGUUCAAAAAAGCCAAAUUUGAGGUCUUUGAUGAUAUCUUCCGAGUACGGUCCUUCCUUGAAGGAUGCGCCGAGACUGGUACGUGGGAUGGACGUGAAACUGAAGGCUUUGUGAUUCGAUGCCAGCUCAGCGACAAUGGAACCGAGCCGUAUCGCGAUUGGUUUUUCAAGUACAAGUUCGAGGAGCCAUACUUGAUGUACCGCCAGUGGCGUGAAUGCACCAAAUCCGUCAUUGGAGGGAAGCUCCCCAAAAUCAGAAAGCACGAGCAGAUCACACAGGAGUACCUACAGUUCGCCCGCAAGAAGCUAAUCAGGGACCCUAAUAUGGCCAAGGACUAUCUCCACAAUCACGGCAUCAUCUCUUUGCGCGAAGAGUUCUUGAAGGAGCGAGGACUGAAAGGAUCAGAGAUCAUUGCCAUGGAAGCAAUGGCCGAGGCCAAUACGAAGGAUACUACCCGCAACAUUGUCCUUGCUCCUAUUGCUACCCUCGGAUGUGGAAAGACAACAGUGGCUCUGGCUUUGGUCAAGCUCUUCGGAUGGGGACAUGUUCAGAACGACAACAUCCCCAAACAAAAGAACAAGCCUAAGAAGUUCGCGUUUGAAGUCAGCCACCUCAUGUCUGACCACCCCGUUGUCAUUGCAGACCGCAACAGCCACCAAAGACGCGAACGUAAACAACUCAUGGACGAUAUAUACCCUGUGAUCAGCGAUGCUCAGUUUGUCGCUCUUCACUACGUUCAUGAGCCAAAGGGCCAACUUUUGUCCAAAAUCAAAGAAGUAACCCGGGAGCGAGUACUGGAACGUGGCGACAAUCAUCAGUCGAUUCGAGCUGGAACUAUUUCCAAUCAUGAGACCAUCGGAAUUAUGGAUGGCUUCCUUAAACGCUUUGAGGGAAUCGACACUACCCGCCAGCCCGACGAGAACUUUAGCCAUGUCAUUGAUCUCGACGUCUGUGCCUCAUCUCGCGAGAACCUCGAGACGGUUGUCAAAGCCCUCCACGCCGCCUACCCCAAGGUAGUCCCAAGGAUGCCAACAUCCGAGGAAAUCGACUCCGCAAUGAGCGCCGCACUCAAAGAUUACCACGUUGAGACAGAUCUUAGCUACAGCUACGGCGGAACCCAGAAGCUGAAGAACAAAAAUAACGCCCAAACAACAAACACCACCUCCGCCCAAAUAGGCGCAAGUGAAUCCCCCUUGGACCCAGCAACCCUCUCCAAAAAGAUCGAAUACUUCAACAUCUCCCUCCCACCCAAGGAGAUCACAGCCGUCCUCAGCUCCAUCUUCCGCAACUCCGAUCCCAAAACCGCCCACCUCUACAACCAGCUCUCCCAAACCCGCCGCCUCCAACCAACCUUCCACGUAACCCUCAUCCACCGCGCCUCAAAGAAAGACAACCCCCAAAUCUGGGACUGUCUAACAGACACCUACAUCAAAACCCAGACCUCCACCCCAUCCACAAGCGCACCCCAACCCCCUCCAACACUGGGCACAGCCCGCGUCCGUCUAGAGCGCCUAGUCUGGGAUAAUCGCCUGAUGGCCUUCGUAGCACGGAUCCUGCCUGCCAGCGGGGACGCAGAAUCCGACACUCCUGCCAUGGCGCCUGUUUCUGAUGCCGAUUGGCCUUGCGCGAAUCCCAUUCCGCAUAUUACUGUCGGCACGGUCUCACAGGAUGUCAAGCCGAAGGAGAGCAACGACUUGUUGAAACGGUGGGUUGAGGUUGGCUCUGGCGAAGACAGUGGCAUCUUUGAGGCGGAGAUUCCGGGUGUCAAGAUUGUUGAUGGUGUUGUUGGGCUGGUUAUGAGCCGGGGGAAGUAA